Molecule: messenger RNA, 1587 nt
Organism: Anopheles bellator
Lineage: Eukaryota; Metazoa; Arthropoda; Insecta; Diptera; Culicidae
Gene: nerfin-1
Product: insulinoma-associated protein 1b
Exons: 1
Coding region: 1-1587 (528 amino acids)
Biological process (GO): regulation of cell cycle process; negative regulation of transcription by RNA polymerase II; neuron differentiation
Cellular component (GO): transcription repressor complex; nucleus
Molecular function (GO): RNA polymerase II cis-regulatory region sequence-specific DNA binding; DNA-binding transcription repressor activity, RNA polymerase II-specific
Source: RefSeq, a predicted model, not a curated record
AUGGCGACGAUCGCACCACCACCACCACCACCUCAGGCGCGCGUCCUGGCGCCCACCGUCGUCCACGGUCUCCUGACGACGGUGGCCAACCUGCCGCCACCGUACAAGCUCCAGUAUCCGGUCGUAGCCGACGCCCCGACCCCCGUGAAAGCACCCGGCCCUGUGGACAGUCCGCUGGACUUGACCGUCCGCCCGACCGCGCCACUCGGACCGAUAACACCUCCCGCCACACCGUCCCCGCUGAAGAAGCGAUACCGCGAGGACAAUCUGCUGAACUUUGUGCGUAGCGACGAACCGCAACCGAAGCGAGCGAAGGAUGAGCCGGCGAGCGAACCGGACGUGGAACCUCAGGUAAAGCAGGACCCAAAGACACCGCCGGCGAAGGCGAGUACCAAGGCAGGCAGUGUGCCACCCCGGAGCACCAAGAAUCCUCCGCCAGCCGCCGCCAGUACGGGCACCUCGAAGGAGCGGCGCGCCAAAGCGAUCCGGAAGCUAAAGUUCGACGAGGAAAACUCGUCGCCCGUGUCCGGGACGAUCAUCAUCUCGCUGGAGGAGGCCAUGAGUGGGGAUGCGCCACGCGAAUCCGGUGACAUCGAUCCGCAGUUCAAUCUGGUCGAGGUGUCGGACGAGGUGCGGGCCGAGCUGGCGGCCAUCGCGAACGUGAUCGGGGCGUACAACUGCAAGCUGUGCCGGCUCGAGUUCGAGGAUGCGUUCGGGUUGGCCCAGCAUCGCUGUUCCUGCAUCGUACUGCUCGAGUACCGGUGUCCCGAGUGUGGCAAGCGGUUCAACUGCCCCGCCAACCUGGCCUCGCACCGCCGCUGGCACAAGCCGCGCGAUCAGACCGGAGCGAAGAAGGGCGGUGCGGGCCCCAGUGCCGCCGCCGCCGCCAGUCCGGUCGAGCGCAACGAAGGCCACCAAUCGGACUCGGACGGUGGGGCCAGCAAGUUCCGCUGCAAGCUGUGCGAUAAAACCUUCAAACGGGCCGCAUACCUCAAGAAGCACCAGCAAACCCACAACAAAGCGCCUAACAAAACGUCGUCCAAGGGUUCCAAAGGCUCCAGGGGCGCCGCGAGUUCUGCGCCAGCCGUCACGCCGUACCGUAGCGAAGAUUCGAACCACUCGAGUCAAUCGGUUCGUUCGGGAGACGGUAGCCACGUCGACACUGCCUCGAGCGAUGUUGUGAUGGCCGAGGAUCCCGUGCGGGAUUCGGAUGGCCCACCACCACUGACCGUGUUCAGGAUAGUGGACGGCGCGGCCUCAGCGUCGGAAAACCACUACCCCGGCGAACCGACCGUAACGUUCAUCCAGCAGCCAAGGGCAUCGUCGGUGGUGUCCUCCUCGGGACGGGGCAGUGUGGCACCGGACCACGAGGACGACCCGGACGACAGUGAUUGCGAGGAGCGGACGCUCGUCAUCAACGAGGACUACCGGGGUGACGAGCCGGACGACGAAGACGAAAUGGAGCGCCAGUACCGGUCGGCGUACUGUGACCGGUUCACCGAGGAGGAGAACCUGGCCGCGGCGGCCCUAGCACGCCUCCGCAACGGACCCUCCGUCAUCCGCCACACUACGGCCCUGGUGGUGUAA